CUCCCUCUCUCAUACACACAUACAAUAUCACAAAAUUGAAUAGGGCUUGAUGCGGAGUUUGGAGAGCAGGCAAUGAGAAAUAAACGGCAGUGGGGAACGUCCAUACCUAGGUUAUGUACAUGUACAUUACAUCUACUCCGUACAGCGUAUGGAUGGGAGGAGUAAGGAGCCGGGGUAACGGAGCUAUUUCCACGCUAGAAGCACACUACAAGGACAGCGUUUUCGUUAUCGAUAAGAAGGGGAGGGGAAGACAAAAAAAUAACUAGCUAACUGCCUAGGUAAGUUAGCUAACCUAACAGGAACACUGCGGGGGUGGAUAACUUAUCAUACAGAAUCAGGGUAGGUAGGGCAUGGCGAGUUGGAGAUGUAAGUACAGCUCAGCAGAAGAGGAUUUUCGAUAUGAGGAUCCCGGGUAAUUAAGUAUAGCUGGAGGUGAUUAAAUAGCUUCUUUUAAGAGUCUUUAUUAUGAUGGGAGGAAUACAGAUAAUACGCCCUAUAAUAAUUACAGUAGUAGAGCGAAUAAAUCACUGUCAGCCGCCACAUUAGAUGCAGCUGUCGUCGUGGUGGUGGUGGCAUAGGAAUGUUACUUGUAACUCUCCACUCCUUAAUACGUCUUCUAUUCUGCUCUUGUUCCUUUUUCUCUCUCCCCCGCCACAACUAACUAGAGGUUACCACCAUCACCACCAAAUUGUUUCUUCCAAAGCUGAAGCUUGUCUUGCUCUUCUGGCUAAGACACAACAGUCCCACUGCUCUGACAAAUCCUGGAGUUCGAGCAAACUUUCCUACAUUGGAGGGAUCACUCACCCCGAGCCUAGUGACCUGCUGGUAUGACACGAUCUGGCUCUUGUGAAGUCGAUAUGACGUGCCUGUGGUCAUGAUUUCUGGUCCACCUCGGCUCACCUCACCUGCCACCGCACUACCCUACCCUACCACUACUAUUACCACCACCACUGCCACCAGCACCACCACUGCUUGGACCUUGGUUUGCUCCGAUCCCGUGGCUAGCGUUGGGAAUUCAAGCCCGAAUUAUUCCUCCUCCUCUCAACAAACUCUACCUGCCAUCCGGGUCUGCAGACCGCUUGGACAUUCAGCUCUCUGUCUGCUUAGACGGUGGACUGUCCCUACCUUCGUCAUCCGCUUACUGAGAGUCAUCGUCAUCCUCGCUUAUCAUACUUCACUUGGUGACAGCAGUUGACCUGUUGCAGCCAUCUACGCCUUGCCCUCUAUUGCCCUAUGAUCGCGCUGGAUUCGAUCCCCAAAUCACCCCUCCCGGUUGUCUCUUACCUACCUCUUACUUAGUCCCUUUAUCAUUCCUACCGCCAAUCCAUUUCGUUCCCGAUAUUCAAGUGUGAUCGGCUGUGCACCAAGCUCUCUCUUUCAAGCUUGUUCCCUUUAAGUACCAAGUCACAACACAACCCAACAAUGACUUCGAUACUGCCUGAUGAGAUGAUGGAGUCGCCUGGCCCGACCACACCAAUGAGCGUGGAAUCCGCGGACAACCACCCGGGUAUGCCCCCGAAGAGAAAAAGUGAGAAGCUUCUGCAUGGACUACAGCGUAUCGCAUCAAGCCCUUCCCUGUUGAAAACUGGCAGGCAGCGCUCUUCGUCUCUUGGUAGCCGGCGGCACGGGAAAGCUUCAAUGUCCUGUGUCUCUCUUAACUCAACAUCCUAUACGCAAUGUUUUACAAGCCCAGCCUCACCACAGAUGUAUGGGUCUCUCGCGGCUAGGAACAAUACCGUCCCCCACAGCCAGGGCGUUCAUGAUGAGAACAGCAUCCCAAUAAGGGUUGUAACGUCUGAUGCUGCUGCUGCUGCUGUCAAUACCACUUCCCAUAGCUCCAUACCGCUCCCUGCAGAUAUGCGGCCAACGUCCAGAGGCAGUCUUCUACCGAGUUCAAUGGAACUUGACGAAAACCUUUGUGAAAUGCCGGAAAUGGUUACAGUUAUGGUGAAAUCACCGAAGCCUCGGUUUGAAUUCUGGGCGGAUAUGCCGGAGGAAAUUAAAAUGGCCAUUCUGCAGUAUCUACCCGCUAAAGAUCUCUUUAGAUGCUCCCGCGUGUCCAAAGCGUGGAACAAAAUGUGCUUCGAUGGACAGCUGUGGGCUAGGCUGGAUACAUCCACCUACUACACCGAUAUACCCAGUGAAGCCUUGGUAAAAGUGAUUACCGGUGCAGGCCCGUUUUUGAGGGACUUGAACCUACGUGGCUGUACCCAGCUGGAAAACGCAUGGUUGUCACAUGGAGAGCUCAUAUCCAAUACUUGCCACAAUCUCGUCAACCUGUGCAUAAGGGAUUCCAGGAUUAACCGAACAACCCUCCAUUUAUUAAUACGGAAGAACCCCAAGCUGGUCCAUGUUGAUGUAUCUGGACUGUCCAUAGUUAACAAUGCCUCCAUGAAAACAAUCUCUCAGAACUGUCCCCAACUGGAAUUCCUCGACAUCUCCUGGUGUAAGGGCGUCGACGCCAGAGGGUUGAGACGGAUUGUCGCCUCUUGUCCUCACUUGAGAGAUUUGCGGGUGAAUGAGCUGUCCGGCUUUGAUAAUCGUCAACUCCUGGUGCAGCUGUUCGAGACAAAUAGCCUGGAACGGCUGAUACUCUCCCACUGCUCCUCCUUAUCGGAUGCAAGCUUGAAAAUUCUCAUGGAGGGGGUCGAUCCAGAGAUCGACCUUUUGACCGGCCGUGCUGUCGUUCCUCCACGGAAAUUGAAGCAUUUGGAUUUAUCCCGCUGCCGCUCUUUGACUGAUGUGGGGAUCAAAAGCCUUGCCCAUAACCUUCCAGACUUGGAAGGGCUGCAGCUGUCACAGUGUCCAAAUAUAGGGGAUAAUGCCCUCCUAGAAGUCAUCCGAACCACUCCCCGCCUUACACACCUGGAUCUCGAGGAAUUAGACAAGUUAACCAACACGUUCUUACUUGAGCUCUCAAAGGCGCGGUGCGCGGGAACCCUCCAACAUUUGAAUCUUAGCUACUGCGAAAGAGUCGGCGACACAGGGAUGCUACAACUUUUGAAAUCCUGUCCUCGUAUCCGGUCCCUCGACCUCGACAACACAAGAGCCUCCGAUCUUACCUUAAUUGAGCUCUGCAAACAGGCCCGCACGCGCGGAUCGAGCAAUAGCUUCCCCCGUCUUGGCUUCAGAGUAGCCGUCUUUGACUGUGGAAACGUCACCUGGGUAGGCAUUAGAGAAGUGCUGUCCUGCAACACGUUCGUGGCACGCCCGUUUCCCAUCGCCACCGCCGCCGGAGCCAUACCUCCCAAAACCCCUACCGAAUCAAACCAAUCUCUAUCAUCAUCAUCAUCAUCCUCCUCCUCCUCCUCCUCCUCUACCUCCGGUUCCACCGAUUCCACAACCUCCACCACAACCCUCACAGACCCCCAUCCCACGUCCUCAAUCAUCCCAAUCACCACAAUAACAACCACCACCCCCAUAACCCCAAACCCUGAAACCCCCUCCAACCCUUCCUCCGACACCAUCCCCACGACCCCUCCCCCGCCACCCAGCGCCACAAUCCUCUACCCAAAAGAAAUCAUCGACCUCAAAUGCUUCUACGGCUGGCAGAUGAUGGUCAACGAACACACCAAGCGCGUGCUGCGCGGCAACCUCGCGGCCGCCAUGCGGCUCGAGCGCAAAUGGGCGGAUUAUAUGAUGGCGAACGAGGAGGCUGGAUCGGGCGGGGCUGGGGCGCGCCGCAGGCGGCGGAGGGCAAGGGAAGUGGAGCGCAUGUAUAAUGAGGAUGAUGAAGGGGAUGAGAGUGCGUAUGGGCCUGCGGGACUGGCGCCAUUGGGGGGACGGAGGAGGAGGGCGCGGAGUGGAGGGUGUGUGGUAAUGUAAAAAGUGAGGGGGGAAGGGGGAGAUAGGUUAGUGAACUCCACCAUUUUUUGAGACGGAUAUAUGGUGUUACGCACGUUCCUUAUGUGUGUGUUUCUUUGACAACUGCAUAUCUUUUUCCGGUUUACCUUUUUUGAUAAUAAAUGCUACUUAACAGGCUGGUUUACCCCUCACCAUGAUCCUCUUUGUAUCUUGAACAUAUAUUUCCUUUUUAUUCCACUCUGCCAUUUCCCUUGUCCCCGCUCCCUCAGUUUCUGUUCCCCAUCUAACACUGACUCCUUAUGUACUCGUACAUUUUUCCUCUUAUUGUCUCUUUUCCCCCUUAUUGUCCUAACUACUGUUGGUUAUAUAUUGCAUCCAUUACAUGCGUUGGGAGUUUGCAAAAUUAUCGAUCUAACCUUGUCUCACCUGCCUCCUCGCCGCUAGGCUCCCGAUGUAUGUAUGUACCUCGUGGAGAAGGCACCAGCUGGCCUACCUCAUUUUUCCAGAAAGCGAUGAUGUAUGAUGUAUGAUGUAUGAUGGGAUGGGAUGGGAUGGGAUGGGAUGGGAUGGGAGAAGGGUCAUUUUUGCAUAUUACAUCCCUGCCAUACCCACCUUAUCCCUUGAUGGAUGGGGACGAGUACGUACGCUAUAUAUAUAUAUAUAUAUAUGAAAGCGGAGCAAAGCGUCCGGGAGUAAGGGAUAGCUAAACCCGACGGGUCAUCUGGAUGGAAGGGGGAUAUGUUCUGCGGAUCAGUUAAUGCGUGGGGGGUAAGUUAUUUGCUAUUUAUGUAUGGGUUGGAAUGGGGCGGGGUUACACGGUAGUUAUACGGGGCCAGGCCUAGCGGUGUUGUUCGUUUGUUAACUAUUUACCUGUGGGUGGUGGGGUGGGUUGUAUUGGGCGAUUUUGAGAGUUAAUGGUGUAAUGUUAUUGUCUGGGUGGCUUUCUCCAGUUCCAGAGUCGGUGUUGGUUGGUGUCUGUUGGUUUUUUUUUUUUUUUUUUUUUUUUUUUUUUUGUUUGUUUGAAAGAUCUAUUCUUCAAUUUCCAUUUCCUUUCUGAUAUUGUGUAUGUCCCCCCCAUCUUGUUAGUCUUUGUUUUAAACUGGUAAGUUAGCUUUCUCUCUUCUUUGAAACGAAAGCUUUUUUCUUUCCUAUUUCUUCGUUUUCUUUCCUAUUUCUCCGUCUCUUGGUCUUAUAACGUACGUUACAUACCUACGUACUUGAUCCAACCACUCUCCUGACCCCUUGUACGGAAAGUACCAUUACACUAAUCUAGCUAUGGGACACACUACCUUAAGAAAUAUGGGGUAUAUGAUAUGUGCUGUAUGAUCCACGAACGGAGGAAUUGAUUAGGUCCUCUAUAAAACUAAAAGCGGGAUACACCUCAGUGGUCGUGGAGGUACCUAUAUAGAAUGAUUCCGCCAUGGGAAGUUUGAUUUUCAUACGCUGAAUAUAGAUAAUGGAUCAAGGCAACGGCUUAAAAUUGAGAUGAGGGAGCGUUUGACAUGGCGCAGGAGAACCGUUUAGGGAUUUUUUUUUUUUUUUUUUUUUUUUUUUUUUUUUAGGUCCUGCGUAUAGUUCUUUAUGAAUAACAUGCUAUUCCUCGAAGAAUCCGCCGUCGCUGUCAUCGUCAUCAUCAUCAUGAUUAACAUCAUCAUUAUUAUUCUUCCGGCCAUUCAUAUCCACAUCCUCCAUUCUCGAUCCUGAACUUCCCAACUUCCCCUUCUUCACAUCACCCCGCUUCUCGUUCUCGAUCUCCUUUUCCCUCUUCUUCUUCCCAUGCUUCUUGCCACCCGCCUCCACAGCCAGCGACAAUCCAUCAACGCUCUCAUCCCCAUCCUUCCGUCCCGACAGCACUGCUAACGGCCCGCUAUUCGCCGUCGUCUUCUUCUGCCCAGAAAUGCCAAUCCCAAGCUUCCCAUCCCGCAGAAGCUCGAGCGUGCCGUCCUUCAUACUCUGCUCGACCGCGUGCCACAGCGGCGGCUUCUCGCCCGAACAGUUGCGGAUGAUAUCUGAGUCCUCCGGCUCUGGCUCCAGUUCGGGAGCCUGUUUAUCGCGCCGCUGGUUCGGGUACAAGGAUAUGUAUUUCUCGGUCAGGGGAGAGUAUAUAGCAUAGUUGAGGUCGACUUGGGUGAGGUAUAUCUGUUCCUCGAGGGAAUCUAGUUCCUCUUUAUUUGGAGUUGGGUCUGAUUCUGUGAGUGCCUUUUUCCGUCUGAGGAGUUUGUUCAGUCGUCGGGUUGCUGCUUUUCGUUCUGAGAGUUAGAAGGACGGAGCGCGUUGUUAGCAUCCGUAAAGUAAAGUAUACGUAUAAGCUUUGUGUGUGUGCGUGUGUGUGCGUGUGUUAAAAAACCUCGGUCGUUCUACAUACCCAAAAACCUCACAAAAUGAUAUCUCUUAAUCAUUGCCGCCCGAUUCUUUCGAGAUUCAACAAUUUCCAAAUCCCUUUCAUACCCCACCAGCGCCCUCUCCUUCUCUAUCUUGACGUCGGCCGGAAGAUGAUCGGCACGCUGUAAGAGGCGCUUAAUGUCGCGAAUUUUGUUCUUAAGUUCGCCUGCGGAGGGGAGGUCUACAUCACGGGAACGAAAUGGUUUCACUGCGGCGCGUCCCGCAGUAUAGGCGCGAUCAUCUCGCUGCGACUGUGCUUUGGUGUAUGGGUUUGGAUCAUGUAUUCGGGGAUUGCUGGGUUGCUUGCGAGUUUUACUAUCAAACUCGCUUCGAUCGCGGUAUUUUCGGCGGUCGUCCUGCUCGUCUCGAGCUCUUGGAGAAGCCUCUCGCGCAUCAAGAUUGUUCCCCCUAUGUCUCUUUGAGGUCUCGAAGGAAAUUGAGUCGUCUUCUAUAUCCUUUCGUUUUCCUUGCUUCGUGAAUGAAGCCAUGAUGGUACUGGAAACACUUGAGUUUACCCGAUGUAUGGGUGCGGAUGGGAGAGUCAAAGAGGGGAAAUUGACCUAAUCCAUGCGUUUGUAAAUGGGUCUUAUAAUUUAUCGCCGCCGUAAUGAAGAAUAAGUUCUAGUCAAGAAGUGAACAGAGUCAAUAACUUCUUCACCUUCAACAAUCAACCACUCUUUCUUUAACAAUUUUCUCCAAAUUACCUUGAAGCU
Messenger RNA from Blastomyces gilchristii SLH14081, 6899 nucleotides. RefSeq names its product F-box domain-containing protein. Gene Ontology annotation, biological process: SCF-dependent proteasomal ubiquitin-dependent protein catabolic process. The transcript has 3 exons. NCBI's taxonomy places the organism in Eukaryota, Fungi, Ascomycota, Eurotiomycetes, Onygenales, Ajellomycetaceae. The record is from RefSeq and is a predicted model, not a curated record. Gene Ontology annotation, cellular component: SCF ubiquitin ligase complex. Bases 1423 to 3825 code for a protein of 800 amino acids. Gene Ontology annotation, molecular function: protein binding.